Molecule: messenger RNA, 966 nt
Organism: Misgurnus anguillicaudatus (oriental weatherfish)
Lineage: Eukaryota; Metazoa; Chordata; Actinopteri; Cypriniformes; Cobitidae
Source: RefSeq, a predicted model, not a curated record
CCCAAACAGACAGAUAAGCAAACAGACAGACACCAAAACAAGAAGAAACGAAUAUAAGGAAAUAGGACAUCUCUACUUGUUUCAUUUGAACGAUACUAUUGACACAAACAGACACUGAUGAUGCCAAUGUGCACAGUUUUGGAGAAGAGGGGUGGACGUGUGGUUGGAGCCGAGCUGAGCUGCAACGUAAGGGAGAAAAAUGAAUCUAAGAGAGAGAGUUACACCGCUGACUGGAACAGCGUCAAAAUGAAGACACAACCUGAGGAUCGUCAGUCCAUGUUGAUGUCAGACGAUUCUCGCAGAGAGACUUUCUCCCGAUACUGGGAAGGACGUCCUCUCAAUCAGUCCUGUCCGUCCGGUGUGCUCAGAGUGGGAAAUGUGGAGAUGGGUGUACGGGAGUACCAGGUCUUACCCAACAGAAACACCCUGCCUUUGCCCAUGUUCAAGCCUGUUGAACUAGGCUCUCGUCUGGGUCGGGGAACCCCCCACACCCUGGAAGAUCUGCCUCCCGCCCGAGCUCCCGACGGUGCCUACUUCUACAGAAGACCUGUGGAAGAGAUCACCAAAGACCUGCCACCUGUCAUUCCCAUCCGGAUGGAUUUUGCCAAAGCACCCAGAGCCUUUGGCCGAUCCAUCUCUCAGGAAGCCCAGAGAGGGUGAAAGAAGAGAAGGAGGGUGAUGAAACAAAGACUGUAUGGACUUUAUUAAGAUAUGAGAGGAACGGUGGAGUAAGACAGAGAGAUUGAGUAUGUCAGAAGAAUUUAGUGAUAGUCACAGCAAGUGAAAUGAACUCAAGUAAUGAGGGCGCAAAAAUGGCAAUAGAUGGAGUUUGGUCUUGGUAAUAGUUUUGAAAAGAAGUAUGAGGGUUUUGUAUAGUACAUUUAAGUUGUACAUAGCAUUUGAUUUUAUUGUUUUGAGAAAUUUUGAAAACACAGCACUUUAUGAGUUGAGUAUGACUUGUCUCUU